CCUUCUUUGACCAUAGACCAGUCUAUGCUGGCUGUAUAUCAGGAUGGGGGUCAGAAGAUAUUGGUUUUACUGGGAAUACCAUAUUAUUCUCCUGUCUAUUUUGUCAUUGCACUGGAAGGGCAGGAAGUGUGAGGAACAGACAGAGGCUCGAACAGGGUUUAAAAUUGAGGCACCAGCAGAGGUGACAGUGCAGAGGGGACUCUGUGUGCUCAUCCCCUGUAACUUUACUGUUGGUCCUGGUUAUAACUUAACCAAAGAUGCCAUUGGAAUCUGGUAUAAAGGAUAUAAUGGACAUCCAAAUGGCCCAGUUGCAGCUUCUACUGACUCCUCUCAGUUCCCUGAUAGAACAAACGGGCGCUUUAUAUUCACUGGGAAAGUGAGUGCAGGAGACUGUUCCUUCUCUAUCAGUGAUGCACAACCAGGAGACACUGACCAGAACCACUUCAGACUUGAGGAUAGAGAUCCUUUAAAAUGUAACUAUCUUCAUAUCCAGCCAAAUGUAUCUGUGACAGACCUGAAAGAACCUGAUAUAUCUCCCACCAAUGAUCUGAUCGCUGGUGAAGAAGUGACUGUGACUUGCACGGCUCCUACACACUGUCCUGGGCUCUCUCCUACCUUCACAUGGGAAGGAAGUGUAAAUACAGAAAAUACACAGAAUAAUACAUUGAGGCACCAAGAUGGGACUGUCACCUACUGGUCAACUAUCACUUUCACUCCAUCACUGAGUGACCAUGAUUCCUCCUUAACCUGCACUGUGACUUAUAAACAUGAGUCUGCUAAGAAAAGCAUCACCUUGAAUGUUGAAUAUCCACCCAUUCUGAAUAUCACUGUUCCAGGGGGAACAGAAGAGAUCAACAGUCUAAUUGUGAGAGAAGGCGACUCCCAGGAAAUCUACUGUAAAGUAAACAGUAACCCAAUGGCCAAAAUUAGCUGGACUAAAGGAAAUAGCCGUGUUGAGAAUAUCAAGCAGAAUGGACAGAAACUGACUCUUUCACUAAGGAAUGUAACAGAGAAUGACACUGAUACUUAUACAUGUACUGCACAGAACCAAAGGGGAAUCAACAACCGCUCUAUCAGUGUCUCUGUAGAAUAUGCACAAAAGUCAAAGAUACAUUUCUUCAUUGUCGGACUUUGUAUUUUAUUUUUCACUUUUGGGGUGAUAACAUUGGUGUUUGUAUUCAGAUGGAUGAGAAAGAAGCAGUUACAGGAGGACAGAACUACUAAAGAGUUGGAUAAAAGUGAUGGUGUUGUGAUUUACAAUAAUACAGAGACUAUACAAAGCAUCAGCGAUGAAUCCUACACCAACACAGAGGAAGCAAAACAGGUUAAGGAUGACUUGUAUAUAAUGAAUGAAAAAGAUGUGCAAAAUGCCUCCCUGAAUUUCUCAAAAAUUAAACCAAAGGAAGCACUUCAAUUGGAGAUCAUAUAUUCUGAGGUCAAACGCAAUUAACCCUGGAGAUAUACUGAAAAAAUACAUGGAUGACAACCAAUCAAAUUGUUGCGUUCAUUGUUCUACUUGUAGCUGGCUUUAAAA
Molecule: messenger RNA, 1534 nt
Organism: Xenopus laevis (African clawed frog)
Lineage: Eukaryota; Metazoa; Chordata; Amphibia; Anura; Pipidae
Product: sialic acid-binding Ig-like lectin 13
Exons: 8
Coding region: 44-1450 (468 amino acids)
Source: RefSeq, a predicted model, not a curated record